Molecule: messenger RNA, 453 nt
Organism: Serendipita indica DSM 11827
Lineage: Eukaryota; Fungi; Basidiomycota; Agaricomycetes; Sebacinales; Serendipitaceae
Source: the annotation of a GenBank genome assembly
AUGGGUGUUUUUAUCUGGCACCAGUGGGCUCAAAUCGUCGGAAUCUUUGCCUCUGUCUGCACCAUUUGGGGUGGACUCUGGGGCAUCUUCUUCCGCAAAUUCUUCUGGGACUUUGUCAACGGAACUCUUAUGCCGGGACCAAAUCACGCUAUCAACGGACGAAAAUGCUUUGACGACAACCCACCCGCCAAGCAAGAUGCCAUCUUCAUCUCCCUCAUUGUAAAGGCCCCCGUGAUUCAGCUCUUUGUGAUCCUGUUCGGCAUCACGCACCUGGCUAUCGAGCUCCUUCCGGUCAUUCGAAGAAUGUCCAUCUAUAGGAGUUUUGCCUUGAGAAUCGGCACAAGCGGGGCCAUGUACUCGUUUGUUGCCGUCAUUGGAUUCACGGUCGCACAGAUGAAGGGCGAGAUUGUAGAGGAAGCAAAGGAGCAACGUGGACGUGGCGACAAGGCGUGA